GGGAGUGGAGAAAAUGUUCCAAACCCUCCAAUUCAUUUAGUGAGGAAACAUGACCUUCAGCCUCUUCUUUGGUGCAGUGAAUAAAAGAUGGUCCUGCAGUCUGGGCCUCUGACGGCUGUAUAAAUACAUGUAUGUAUGAGGAAGCAGCAGUUGCACUGGGCACAGCAAGCAAAACCAGUGGCCUCGUGGAUGCUCUGGGUUUUCUGAAAUUCCAGGAAAUUAUCACACACACCUGCCAUGAAGCUGGCAACUGUCUUCUUAUUGGUGGCCAUCAGCGUUUGUAGUUACUCUGAACUUUGUCUGUAGUAUUAUCAUGCUGUGUGCUGCAGGGCGGCAUACAGAUUCAUGUGGUCGACCAGACAAGCUACUGCCUUCCUCAUCAACAGGCUGCCCCUUCCUGUUAACAAAGUGUUGCCUCUGGAUGUUCUCUCCUUAUUGGACCCAUUAAAGCGUCUUCUGCAAACCCUGGGCAUUUCUGUUGAGCACCUUGUGGAAGGGCUAAGGAAGUGUGUGAAUGAGCUGGGGCCUGAGGCUUCUGAAGCUGUGAAAAAACUGCUGGAAGCCCUGUCACACUUGGUGUGACAUCAGGAUAAAGACAGAAUGCAGGAGAAAGUGGAAGGAGCACGAUGUCCCCACCUCCCGCAGCUGCCACUCGUCCACUCGGACAGAGAGUCAAUGUCCUAAUGUGUUGUGUUCCUGAAGAGAAUGAGUAAAACAAUGAAUAAAUUUUCA
Chinchilla lanigera (long-tailed chinchilla) is the source of this 732-nucleotide messenger RNA. It is a transcript of the gene Scgb3a2, whose product is annotated as secretoglobin, family 3A, member 2. The record is from RefSeq and is a predicted model, not a curated record. The transcript is spliced from 4 exons. NCBI's taxonomy places the organism in Eukaryota, Metazoa, Chordata, Mammalia, Rodentia, Chinchillidae. Bases 346 to 582 code for a protein of 78 amino acids.